ACGAGAGUUUCCUAAAGUUUUAGCCUGUCAGUUUUUGUAUGAUAUCAUGGUUUUCACACGCUAAUGUAGAUCGAAAUAACCUUGGCACAUCUUUAACUGCUUUGGAAUUGAAACAGAGCGCAAGUCUGUAAAGACAGGUGGACCAUCGACCACAUAAAAUAUGUCCAUGCGAUCAGUCCCAGACACAAUAGCUAUUACUUGUGCGACAGUCCUUUCCGUUCUUGUCAUCGUUGUUAUAACGGGAAACUCUACUGUUUGUACGAUCAUACUGAAAUAUCGCGAUAUGAGAAUUCCAAUCAAUUUCCUUCUUGUGAACCUGGCUGUUUCGGACAUUAUGAUUGCAAUAUUUCUUGCACCAGAGUACAUCUUCAGUCUGAUGUUUACCCAUCCUAAUGGAGUGACUGGGACAGUUCUAUGCAGGCUACUGACUGGAGGAAACUUUGCAUGGGUUGGAGCAUCUUCGUCUGUCUUCACCCUGGUUUUUAUCGCCAUUGAGCGAUAUUAUGCAGUAAUAUAUCCAUAUGAUGAAAAGGGAAAGCUUACCCAUACCAAACUUAAGGUAAUUAUUCCUUUCUGUUGGAUUCUUGCAUUUAUCUUGAAUGUACCAACUUUCUUGGCCUUGAACUUCAAGAACACCUUAGGUGACUGCGAGGAAGACUGGCCUCAGGAGUGGAUGGGCAUAGCCAAUAGCAUGAACUGGUUGGUGACUAUGACCGUUCUUCCCAUGACACUGAUGACUGCGUUUUAUUCGAGAAUCGUGUGCACAUUGUGGUUCACACCAACUGAUGAUAAUCAACUUUCACAUCGACAGAAGGCUGUGAUCAAGUUGCGGAAGCGGGUCACCGCGAUGGUAAUAACUGUCAGCUUCAUAUUUGGAGUCUGUUGGUUCACCGACUCGACAUUUUAUUUCUUGCAUUUUAUCAACUCUCCUUACUGUGAUGUUGUUUUUUAUAUUACUACCAUACUGAUCCUAUUUAAUUCUGCUGUCAACCCGUUUGUGUACGCCCUGAUUAACCAAAGAUUCCGCCAAAAGAUCAAGACAAUGUUCCGAUGCAAUUGCGUCGCUACAAACAGAAUUGGCCCCACUAUCCAUUCCACCGGUAAAAUAGUAUUGCCGAUCGUGGCUACCACUCUACCAAAUCUUCAAGACAAAGUUAAUGCAGGGGAAAGUGAUUUCAACAAUUGACUGGAAAAAUAUCGACGAGAACGUUAAGUUUGCGAACUUCACUUGUUUAGUAAACAAUUAGAAGUAAGUAGAGACAAGGUAACAAUGGACUGCAAUUAAUCUGAUAAAUUCAUGGUCUUCUAGAAAUUGUAUGUACAUGGUGUAGUAACAGAGACUAUCCUCUUUACUUUGUAAAGUAUGCAUUAAUAAUAACGAUAAAAGUAAUAACUGGGGUAAUGACAACGACGAU
This is a messenger RNA of Pocillopora damicornis (cauliflower coral), 1415 nucleotides long. RefSeq names its product QRFP-like peptide receptor. The record is from RefSeq and is a predicted model, not a curated record. Gene Ontology annotation, cellular component: membrane. Gene Ontology annotation, molecular function: G protein-coupled receptor activity. NCBI's taxonomy places the organism in Eukaryota, Metazoa, Cnidaria, Anthozoa, Scleractinia, Pocilloporidae. Gene Ontology annotation, biological process: G protein-coupled receptor signaling pathway.